GCCACCACGACUUCGCAGCGGUAAGACGCGUCGUCGUCGCCUCCGGAGGAGAGGAGAGAAAGAGAGAGAAUUAAAAGGGGAGAAAGAUAACAAAACACGCAUUCUCCGCUCGUCGAUGACGACGAGGGUAAUGGCCACUGUGCGGCUCGCGGAGUGGUAGGUGGCCCGGCCCGGCGCGUCUCAACGUCUUCGCCGUGUCCCUCUCGCUCCGGCGGUUAAUAAAUCGCGCUCGCAUCGACGCGCGCGAGUGCGAGUAAACGAACGAACGAACGAAAAGGAAAAGAGCCCGGGAUUCGGGAUUCGCUCGUCGAUCUCGCGCGAAUCGUCAUCAGUUGUGAAUCGUCGCCCCGCGGUCGGUCGCGCUCGCGCUGCUCGCGGCUAUCCCCCGAGCGCUUCUGCAUGGUUUCCCGGUGAAUAGUGCGUGCGGAUCACAAGUGCCAGCGGCCAAGUGUUGUACGAGUAGUACGAGAGCUCUAUGUGUGCGGCCCGUUGUCGAGUGUGCGUUGUCGCGCUGCCGCCGCUGCCGGCGCUCGGAUCCCUCGUCGGCCACGGACGGUGGAUUUAUCAGGCGCGGCGUCGUCUCCCCUAGACGCGUUUUCGGACCUUGCCACCCCCUCGACGCCCUCGCUCCCGUGCCACCGACGACGACGACGACAACGAGGAGGACGGCGGGCUCGUCGACUUGCGAGGCGAUCGAUGUUGGCUUUUUCGCUUUGGUCACUUGGAUAUUCUCACUCUACUCCGCUUUCCAUCACUUCGGUCCAAAGGCGCGGAAUAAUUCGAGAACAACGGCCCGCUUCGCCUCGCCUCGUCUUUUGCAGAAAACAAUCCUCCGUUAUUAGACGACUGCAAUAAGCGUAAUUGCCGGCCCGAAAGUAACGUGUCUGGCACAACGUUGCGAAAGAAUCGUAAAGGAGGAACGGAUGACUGCGAGCACGCUCGUGUCCCAAUUAAAGAAAUGGAUACGGUAAUUAACGCGAAGCCGCGUCGGCGACUAGGAAUAAGGACCAAUUCGGCGCGUUAAAUACUCCCCGGCGAUUCACGUUCCGGCCGGGGCUCUCGCAGAUCUGGGAUGGCCUUCUGGGAGCAAAAGUGGCAACGGCAACAGCAGCACCAGCAGCAACAGCAGCGAUAUCGGAUCAAACUCAGUUAACAAACCCGUGUGUCGUCGCCGUAUCGGUCGCGCAAGUAGAUAGAUUUUAAAUCGAGUCAGCUGCGGGACAACGGUAACGAAGUUAACGCGGCAAAAUAAUCCACGGGCGAUUGGAUCACGUAUUCUGUAUAUAAUGGAAGAACGUGAAGCGAGACGGUAGUGGACCCCGAGGAUGGUGGGUGCCGCGAGGAAGAAAUUGAAUCUUGUCUUUAUACGUCGCCUAAUCGCUCGACGCAUCGCAGACGUCAAGGGAGAUUCUAUCUGAUGCGGGACACGGAAGAAUGUAGAUACAAGUAUAGUUACAAGGGAAACGCUAUUAACCCCAUCCUACCCCAUUCGAAAUCUUUCACGUGUACAUCGACGGUAUCCACGAUCGACCGCGAAAGCACAGGCUAUAAAAUAUAACGCAACGCCGACGUCGUGCCGGGAAUCGUGCCGGAUGUCGCGAGGAAAGGGAGUGACACGGUGAGAGAGGAUUCAGAGACAGCCGAUCCCAGGAAUGUGACACGUGACAGAAUUCCGCGUGAGGAAAUCUACCUUCGAGCAGCGACCGUGGAACGAGAGGGAAAGAGAGGAAGGUGCGGGAUAAUACGACGAAGACUCAUCCCGACAAGUGUCCUUACGGAUUCAAGUUUCCUCCUCGACGUCCUCCUCGUCGCGAAGCGGCGUUGACCCUGUUAUGGAAUGAACCGAUGCCCGGACGGGGCAUUUAAGUGUCCGCGAUCAUCAUCCUCGAUACGAGCAUCAUGACCCCGAUGAUGCGGCUGCUCCUUCUAUCCGCUCUACUGGCAAUACAAUCCUGCUCGACCGUCUGCUCGGCGAGCAGCGAUGGUGGACCCAACAGCCCGAUCUUCAAUCUGGAUCACACCGCUCUGGAGAAGAACCUGGCGGCGAUCUUCAAUAAGGUGGCGCAUAGUUCCGCGACCACGAAGCGUAGCGUGCCGGCGUACGAUGCUCAAGUGUCGGCCAGCACAACGUUGUCGACGGUACCGUCGCCGUUAACCACCAGUACGAUCACCAGUACAACCACUGCCAGCCCGUCGAUACCCGCUAUCAAAUAUCCUGCGGCGCCGCGGGCCACGGCAUCACCCGUCUUUCGGGAUCUACCGUCGUACGCGCCGCCCUCCAGAGCACUCUUCACGCCACCCCUGCCGCCAGAGUACCUACACCCAUUUGCCGACAAGCCCACGCUGCGAGGUACCAACUCGGACGUGCACACCGGCAACAGGAGGCCGGUACCGCCGCCGAGCUUGACGCCGGCGCACGAGCGGAUACCCAUCCGACCGCCGGAUCUACCUCAGAGUCCUUCUCAGGUGCCGGAGAGGCAUCACACGAGGAACAAACCGGCAAGCGUGCCCGACAGCAGGGAGCAGAGGCCUGCGGAGUCCGGCGAGGCCGAUCGGAAGAACGGCACGAACGAUCCUUCGUUCGUGACCCUUCAUUACCCCAGUAUUUCUAGGAUCUUAUCUGGCAGCAACGGCAGGAAACAGGAUAUUCCUGACAUCCUGCUGAAGCCCCUAGCCACGAAGAGCCCGUUGCUGCCGAAUGUACCUCCCGCCCUAACGACCGACAAAACCACGUCGCCGCCAAGCACCAUCAUGCCGAAAGCGUCCGGCAGUACCACGGAUCCUUCGAAGGUCGCCGUCACGCAGCCGACGAUUUUCAAUCUACCGAACACUGGCCGGCAGGACGACGACGGCUAUCACGGCCUGAGGAACGAACACGGCCUGAAGACUGACAGUAUCGAGAUAGUAGACACAGAGAGACUGCCAUAUCCGCAGGCGCAACCACCGGCGCCAACGCCGAAGCGACCGGCGAGCGCCAACGACGAAGAUGAUCGCCUAAUACCACAGGUUGACACGCAUCCGCUCGAGUCCACGUGGCGGAUCGCCUGGUCGCUGCACGUGUACGUCGCGGCGAUUAUGUUCACGCUCAUGGCCUUGUACUCGAUCUACAAGAUCGUACGUUUCAACGAGGCAACGAAUCUACUCACGCAGUCGUACUUCCUAGCCGUACAUCUGCUACUGACCACAAUCUGCACCUUGAGAUGCUUCCACCUCUUCUACGACGCUUACAAUCUCGGACACUCGCUGCCGGAGUCAUUGUCUAGGGUGCUGAUGUACCUGCCGGCACCGCUCUUGUCCACGGCGUUUGCCACUCUAAUGUUGUACCUCGCUCGGUGCUCGGAGGCACCCUCGCUUAACAACAACAUUCUUUCGCCCGUCACGCUUGUACUUUCGUCCACGGUGCACAUCGUGCUGUGCGUGUCCCUGCAUGUGUCCGCGCAUAUGCUCGGCUAUCAGGACGAGGCGAGGAUUCUGCCGCUCAUCUGUCAGUGCAUCUAUAUUGUCGUCUGCGUCACCUUAGGCCUGUGCUACAUGUACGUGUACCGCGUGGUACGUUUGCAGAUCCACAUGGCUAGCAAUAAGGCGGCCGGCGCGAAUCAUAUAAUGGGCGCCGAUCCUACCACGGUGGCUCUCAGUACUGCCAUCACCACCACUAUCGCCACCGCUUUGUUGUUCAUUCUCAUGGGCUUCGUGCAGCUUUAUGGGAUAUUCGGCGUCCAGGAACGUCCGCCACAGUAUCCGUGGCUCUGGUGGGGCUGGCAGUUCUCCGUCAGACUGCUAGAGCUGUCCGUUUGUGGUCUCCUGGCCUGGGUCGCCAGCCUGUCCCAGUAUCCGUUGCGCGAGAAACAGAUGCAGCAACACUCGGCACACUCGGGCUUCGCUCUGUUCCCCUGCGGCAGUUCCACCUCUACGGAAAACAUGGACGAUGUACUCUACCCCGCUAUAUGCAGCACCAACCAAGCGAUUCAAAAUUAUACCAUGAGAACGGGAAAACAAGUUUACGACGAUAGUUUUCCACUGAAUACUUUGCCCGAGCAUUUGAACAUAUCAGGUACCUUUGAGAGACAUUCCAUCCGCAAGUCAGGUACGAUGGGCCACUUUCCUCACGAAGGUCGGGGUUCCUUGAGUCGCCACGGUAACGGCAUACAGACUCUAAGAAACUCGGAAACUCGCGGGAGGCAUACGCCCGUUCAAGGCCUACACGAACAAGCUCCGACCAGCGGCUCGACGAUGCUAGUCGCCGAGGACGGCUUCGUUAGGUUCCGGAGUCUUGGCGCGGAGGAGGACGAGCUGUCCGAUACGCAGAGCAUGAUCGGCACUCACGGCAGGGGAAGCUCGCUCGCCGGUAGCGUUAGAUACAACGCGAGGCAUCCCACGGUACAGCAUCAGCAUCCCCAUCAGCAUCAGCACUCGUUGCAGCAACACUCGCAUCCGAGUCAGCAUCAAACCCACCACCAACUUUACAACAACACAUAAAAGGCUGUGCCAAUGCGAUAACUAGAACGUGAUUCUCGUUGACUCGACGUAACGUAACGAUCGUCGUCGAUGAAACAUAGGAUAUAUCGACACCCGCGAGAAUCGUCGCCCUCGCAAACUUCGGUCUAA
Molecule: messenger RNA, 4605 nt
Organism: Temnothorax curvispinosus
Lineage: Eukaryota; Metazoa; Arthropoda; Insecta; Hymenoptera; Formicidae
Exons: 6
Coding region: 1900-4476 (858 amino acids)
Source: RefSeq, a predicted model, not a curated record